AAAUCUGGAGUUAGGUUGCUUCUUUCUUGUGUCCACAGUAUCUUUUCAGAUCUUCCAACAUUUUCCCUCAAUUUUCAUCCAUGGCUAGUAGUCAUCCUUGUUUCAGUUAUGAUGUUUUCUUAAGUUUUCGAGGUGAAGAUACGCGUAAAGGUUUUACUGAUCACCUCUAUACAGCCCUAAAGCAAGCAGGAAUCCGCACUUUCAGAGAUGAUGCUGCGAUGGACCGAGGAAAACUGAUAGAGCCAGAGCUGAAUAAAGCCAUCCGUGAGGCCGCAAUUUCGAUCAUCGUCUUCUCAAGAAACUAUGCUUCUUCCAAGUGGUGUCUUGAUGAGGUCUUAACGAUCAUCGAAGAACAAGAGAGGCUCGCCUCUAAGCAUGAUGUUGUUCCUGUGUUCUACAACGUUGAUCCGUAUGAUGUCAAGAAUCAAACAGGAAGCUUUGAAGAAGCAUUUAGUUGGUAUGAUAAUAUAAUUGAAACAGAAUUAGAUUACCAGAAGAAGAUUGAAUGGUUGCAGAAGGUGAAGGCAUGGAGGGUUUCUCUUCGAAAAGCCGGAAGCUUGACAGGAAUGGUAUUAGCUAACGGACACGAGGCCAAAUUCAUAAGUAAUAUUGUCAAUGUCAUAAGAAAGAAACUGAACUACAAGCUCUUGCACAUUGAGGGCAAAUAGUGGGAAUAGAGAAGAAUGUUGCUGUGAUUGAAUCAUGGUUACAAGAUCCAUCACCUGAUGCAGUUUUCGUUUUCAUUCACGGGAUGGGAGGCAUUGGAAAAACAACCCUAUCAAAAUGCGUAUAUAACUCAAACUACUAUGAAUAUGAUGGGAGUUGCUUUCUUGUAGACAUUCAUGAGACAUCGAACCUGUUGGAAUUAUUAAACUAUGUUAUGUUUAUGUAUGUUAAAUUCGUAUUCGAACAUAUAAUUAGUCUAGCUUAUUUGAUUAGUUAAUGAUAUGAUUAUCUAUAACCGGUAGAUAAGCGGGAAACCAUUUCAAAUAACUGUCAAAGACAGUUACCCGCCAUAUCUUAACCGCCAAAAUCCUAUGUAUAUAUUAGUAUUACCGGGAACAUUAACCGGUAUCAAGACUUUCUUAUUUUCACUAAGAAUUGUCCACCCUAUUAUCUUUUCCGAUCAUCAUUUACACUUUGUCAUGCAUAUUCAUUUUGGAACUCUUGUUUAUGAUAAUAUGAAUUCCACUCACAAUCCAAAAUUACCAUCAACUUCCGCUGCAAGCAUGUCGUCUGACUUCCAACAAAGUGGUAUCAGAGUGACGAAGGGGAAGAUGCAGACGACCGAAAUUCAAUCAACAUCCACUGUGUUGCCUUGUCAACAUUGCACGGAUGAAAUGAAGAACAAG
Molecule: messenger RNA, 1352 nt
Organism: Helianthus annuus (common sunflower)
Lineage: Eukaryota; Viridiplantae; Streptophyta; Magnoliopsida; Asterales; Asteraceae
Product: disease resistance protein RPV1
Exons: 2
Coding region: 81-668 (195 amino acids)
Biological process (GO): signal transduction
Source: RefSeq, a predicted model, not a curated record